UGUCUGUGACGCAACCGGACGUGACGCAAGCUGAAAGCUUUCCUGGCGCCCGGCAAACCUCCAGUCAUUCCCUGUCUAAUUUGAAUCGUUCGUGUUCGCACGCUGUGAGGCGGGCAGCGGAGGGUCACCAUGGCAGCCUUCUUCCUGGAGCCGCUGGGUGGAGAACCAAUGGCGUUAGGAUCACCAACUUCUCCUAAACCUGGUGCCAGUGCCCAGUUUCUGCCUGGUUUCUUAAUGGGCGACAUACCAACACCAGUAACCCCACAGCCACGUCCGUCAGGAGUUAUGGAGAUGCGUACCCCGUUAAUAGGAAGUGGCACCCCUCAGCCUCUGGUCCCUACUCAUAAAGAUAAGAGUGGUGCACCCCCAGUUAGAAGUAUUUAUGACGACCUUUCAAGCCCGGGUCUUGGUUCUACACCUUUAAGUUCCAGAAAGCCGACCAGUUUUUCUGGAAUGCAGACCUCUCACGCUGGGGUAAUGCCAUCGACUCCAUGUGCAUCUACAAGUGUAUUCAGUCCGGCAAACUUUGGGCAAAGUAGAAAAUCAACACUGUCACCUGCUCAGCUGGAUCCCUUCUACACACAGGGAGAUGCUCUGACGUCUGACGACCAGCUAGAUGAUACGUGGAUAACAGUUUUUGGGUUUCCUCAGGCCUCUGCUUCUUAUAUUUUGCUGCAGUUCGCUCAGUAUGGCAAUGUAAUAAAACAUGUGAUGUCAAACACUGGAAACUGGAUGCACAUACAGUACCAAUCUAAGUUACAGGCCAGGAAGGCAUUAAGUAAAGAUGGCAGGAUAUUUGGUGAUUGUAUUAUGAUUGGUGUGAAGCCUUGCAUUGAUAAGAGUGUUAUGGAAAGCAGCGAGAAAUCUUCAGUUUCUUCAUACUCUUCAGUUUUUACACCACCAGUUAAAACCAUAGGUACUCCCACUCAACAAGUUGGUACUCCAAGAUCCGCAAUGAGACCUCUUGCUGCGGCUUACAAAGCUUCAACUAGUGACUACCAGGUAUUAUCUGACAAACAGACGCCAAAAAAGGAUGAGAGUAUUGUAUCUAAAGCAAUGGAGUAUAUCCUUGGAUGGUGAUUGGCUUCCAGCUGCUAUGUGCCAUCGCUAGAUGAAUAAAUUCCCUGCCACAUUUCUUGGUUAGUUCUAUAACCGCGUUUUGGCAGGUUACCUAUGGCGAGAGAUAUAUGCCUUUUAUACCUAAUUUGUACAGAUGCAAAUACAAACUUCUGACUCUGCUGCCCUGUUAUCUGAUCUACAUACGUAGAAGAAUGAAUUGCUCUUUUGUACCUCGUUACCUGGCCAUCAUCUGGUUAAAGAAUGUAAUCUAUAUAAUAUAUAGCAGAACAUGGAUACGUGACCAGCCAAUUCCUAUGAACCAUGGAAAACCUCAUGUGCAAAAGUUUAACCGAAGAUCAUCUUUCUCACCGUCGGACCUGCCAAUAAUUCACCGUUUUGUAUAAGGCAAACACAUGCACUACUCAUUCAACUAAAAUCAAGUGAUUGUAAUCCUUAUUCACCUGUCCUAUUAUUUUAUGUCAUUGAUUUUAAUAAUUUGUAUCGAGUCUGUUGCUUUAACACAUUUUACUGUUUUACUAUUCUAAUAAAUGUUUUGACUGCCAAA
Molecule: messenger RNA, 1624 nt
Organism: Pseudophryne corroboree (corroboree frog)
Lineage: Eukaryota; Metazoa; Chordata; Amphibia; Anura; Myobatrachidae
Gene: NUP35
Product: nucleoporin 35
Exons: 9
Coding region: 130-1080 (316 amino acids)
Biological process (GO): nuclear pore organization; NLS-bearing protein import into nucleus
Cellular component (GO): nuclear pore central transport channel; nuclear pore nuclear basket; nuclear membrane
Molecular function (GO): structural constituent of nuclear pore; phospholipid binding; nucleic acid binding
Source: RefSeq, a predicted model, not a curated record